UCUGACUAUUAAACCCAAAAUUUAAUGAAUUUCAGAACUGGAGCCAAAGAGGUCUCCCCCCUUUCUUCUGUGACCUGGAUAAUUUAGGGUUCACAUUUUCUCCAAAUUUAGUGUGUUCUAAUCUUGAAUUUGUCCAAAAGAUUGGAUCUUUCAAGUUUAUGAUCUAUGGGUUUGUCAAUUGGAGCUCGUAGCAGCUGAAGGGAUCAUUUUUCUAUUACUCCAGUUUCACUCAUGGGCUGCACACUUAUCAGAUUUUACUGCAAAAAGGGCUAUCUUUCUUUCAAUUUCUUGUUCUGAAAGCACAGCUCAAGUUCAUAUUUAUGAUCAGCUGAGAAGUGAGAACCCUCUGGAAGCUACUUUAAAGUGAUGAAUUGCACUCUCUCUUUGAGGAGCUAAAUCGAGUAGUUCAAUUCGUGCGGUCAUACUUCAUAGCCUCCACUUGGCAGAUUGCACCGGGUGAGCAGUACAGAAGAUUGGGAGUGUUGCCCUGUUUUCCCUCGAAUUCCUGGUUCUAAAUAAGCUUGAGCAAUCCUUUUUAUGCAAAACCCAAAAAUUGUGCUACCUUCCUGCUUCUCUGCUUCUCCCAUUUUUGUGCCAAACAUGAAGUUUCCUGAUAUUCUCUGAAGGUUAGGGAACGGUUGUUUUUGGUGUUUGUGUUGGAAGCAUGAAGUAUAUUUAACUUCUUGUCAUGUCAAAGGUCCAAACAAUGACAAUGGAUGUCUCUGCUAGAUGUUGGACCUAAAGAUGGAAUUCUUCAUCUGAUGUUGCAGACUAUCUUGAUCACAUCUAAUGGAGCUUGUAAGCUGGGUGCAUUUGGUUUCACGCCUACAGGUCACUCAUCCAGUGAUUCAGCUAAUGUGCAGGCUUUCCACUAUGCUUACAUCAUAUCGGCUAUUGCUCUCCUACUUUCAUUCCAUUCAGCAAUUCCUGCAGCCGACAUAUCUGGAGCUUGUGCUGCGGGCAUUGGGUUGAAGGGGUUUAUGUUAUCUGUCAAUGCUAUAUCUGCUUCUUCUUCAACAAAAUAUGCGUCAUUUGGAACAUGCUCGCGCAUGAAGUUGUGCAAGGCACAAGAAGUCAGGCUAAUAUUAUUUUGAGUAGCCAUCAUAUACUUCUGCAUGGGGCCCUUAAGUAUUGAAAACCGCUUCUUCAAGACACUAAAUGUGCGUUCUAUAAUAUUUCUUAACGAUGCAUGCCGUUUGUUGAAGAGUGUCCUCACUGCCCGCUCUUGCGCGGUUCUCCGUCA
Molecule: messenger RNA, 1243 nt
Organism: Coffea arabica (coffee)
Lineage: Eukaryota; Viridiplantae; Streptophyta; Magnoliopsida; Gentianales; Rubiaceae
Source: RefSeq, a predicted model, not a curated record